Musa acuminata AAA Group (dessert banana) is the source of this 1562-nucleotide messenger RNA. RefSeq names its product shewanella-like protein phosphatase 1. The transcript has 10 exons. Bases 94 to 1284 code for a protein of 396 amino acids. The record is from RefSeq and is a predicted model, not a curated record. Gene Ontology annotation, molecular function: hydrolase activity. NCBI's taxonomy places the organism in Eukaryota, Viridiplantae, Streptophyta, Magnoliopsida, Zingiberales, Musaceae.
GUUCUCAUGAGCUCUUUGCCGUGGCCGUGCAAAAUCGAUGGACACAAUUCUUAAGAGGUCGAGCUUCCGAGAGAGGACGGAAACAGGGAGGUAAUGGCUGCCGUUUCUUUGGGUUCCUUGUCUCUUCCUCCUCUCAAGUACCAGAAGGUAGCAGUGUGUUGUUCAUAUGUUAAUGGCAGCGUUAGACCGAUCACAGUCAGUGGAAAUCCUCCGACUUUUGUCUCUGCAUCAGGUCGUCGGAUAGUUGCUGUGGGUGAUUUGCAUGGGGAUCUUUCAAAAACAAGACGUGCUCUUGAAAUGGCUGGAGUCUUGAGCUCAGAUGGCCAAGAUCUAUGGAUAGGUGGAGAGACGGUAUUAGUUCAACUUGGAGACAUCCUUGAUCGAGGUGAAGAUGAAAUUGCUAUCUUAUCAUUAUUGAGAUCACUUGAUAUUCAAGCUAAGUCCACUGGCGGUGCUGUCUUUCAGGUAAAUGGAAAUCAUGAAACCAUGAAUGUAGAAGGUGAUUUCAGAUAUGUUGAUCCAGGAGCAUUUGAUGAGUGCAUAGACUUCCUAGAUUACUUGGAUGAAUACAAAGGUCACUGGGAUGAUGCUUUUAUUGGCUGGAUCAGGGCUACUAAAUGGUGGAAAAAGAAAAGGACAUCUGAGAGUUAUUGGACCCGUUGGAAUUUUCUAAAGGUUUCUGCACUAUGUUCAUAUUGCACAUCUGUUUCACUUGCUUUAGCAAUAUUUCCUAAAAUAUUAGGACAGAGGCAGCAGGCUGUUAUUGCAAGAUCUUCACUUUUGAGGCCAGGUGGUCCACUGGCUUGUGAACUGGGACGCCAUUCUGUGGUUCUUAAAGUUGAUGACUGGAUCUUUUGUCAUGGUGGCCUUCUUCCUCAUCAUGUUGCAUAUGGUUUGGAGAGGAUGAACAAAGAAGUAUCAUUUUGGAUGAGAGACUUUAGUGAAAGUAGUGAUAGUCCGGCAGUUCCUUUCAUAGCUACCAGAGGUUAUGAUAGUAUUGUUUGGAAUCGUCUGUAUUCAAGAGAUUCAGCAGAUGCUAAGUACCAAAUUUUGCAGAUAUCCUCUAUUCUGGAAGAAACAUUGCAAGCUGUAGGAGCAAAGGGAAUGGUGGUUGGCCAUACUCCACAAUUUAAUGGUGUUAACAGCAAAUAUAAUGAAAGAAUAUGGUGUAUUGAUGUGGGCAUGUCUAGUGGAGUUCUUAAUUCAAGACCAGAGGUUUUGGAAAUUGUGGAUGAUAAAGCAAGGGUUAUAAGCACAACCAAAAUGACUUGUUUGAAGUCAUGAACUAUCUCUAAAAUUUCCAGUAUGACCAAAAAGGGCAUACAUGACAGAAGACUCUACACACCUUUACGAACACAACGGUUGAUGAAUGCAUGGCCGUGAAAGGAACAAAAAAUCAACUCUUCAAAUAGGUUGUCCAGUUUAUACCCUCAACCUAUUAAAAACGUUGUAUAUUUUGUUUAUGGUCAAAUUGUAUAAAUAUGCACGAACGAAAGCAAAUUGUUAAACUUCAGCAAGUCGUUAUGCUCCAAAAGGAAAGAAUGGUUUUUUUUUUUUUUCAA